Messenger RNA from Ogataea angusta, 1371 nucleotides. RefSeq lists its product as uncharacterized. Gene Ontology annotation, cellular component: membrane. The record is from RefSeq and is a predicted model, not a curated record. NCBI's taxonomy places the organism in Eukaryota, Fungi, Ascomycota, Pichiomycetes, Pichiales, Pichiaceae. Gene Ontology annotation, biological process: transmembrane transport; nitrite transport. The transcript has a single exon. Gene Ontology annotation, molecular function: high-affinity secondary active nitrite transmembrane transporter activity. The coding region runs from base 1 to 1371 and encodes 456 amino acids.
AUGAAGAAGUCGAGAUUAAAGCCGCACAUUCUGGUAAUCAACUCUAUCAUCGGCGCAUUUCUCUUUUCUGCCGGAGGAAUGCUGGACCUGAUGGUGCAGGCGUUGAAUCCAGGGUUGGCCCAUCACGGGUUUGUCGGGGUGGUCAGUUUGUUGCAAGGAAGCGUAUACUCGAUCGGUUUAUUUUUCGUCAUCUCCAUGGGUAUGGAACUGUUCAACUCUAACGUGCUAUUUUUCUCUGUUGGGGUGAUGCGAGGGGCCGUUUCGGUUGUAGACCUGCUAACGAGCUGGCUUGUUUCGCUCUGGGUCAAUUUAGGCGCCACCAUUUUCGUGGUAUAUCUAUUUUGCCAUGUUUCUGGUAUCACCUCUUCAGGGACCUAUGUUACUGAGUCUCGUGAAAUAGCAGAGAGCAAAGAGGCCUUUUCCUUCAUGCAGACGUUUUUGAAAGGUAUCGCUGGGAACUUUUUCGUGUGUCUUGCAGUCUAUUUGCAAAUAAUGGUGAAACCGUUACACGUCAAGCUCAUAAUGAUAUACCUCCCGAUUUUCACAUUUGUGGCCAUGGGAUUCACCCAUUGCGUGGCAGACAUGUUUCUGGUGCCUGUUGGGAUUUUCAACAAGUGCUCGUUUGGCUGGGGCCGGUACUUUUGGAAACUGCUUCUUCCUGCUACGCUAGGAAAUAUUAUUGGAGGAUCGUUUUUUGGAGUGGUUGUUCCGUGGUAUUUGCAUCUCGUGGUGAUUGAGCAGGACAUGAAACAGCUCCAUCUUCCAGACUAUGAGGAGCGCGACGAGCAGCCUGAGCUGAACAUGGACUCCAGGGUGGUGCGCACCUCUGGCCACUCUCCCGUCACCUCGCUGAACAGCACCAUCAACUACAACCCGCCAGAGGUGCAACGGUAUGCUCCAUCCGUCGCGGAACGGUCGCCUAGCGGAGUGUUCCCUGUUUACGACAUGGGCGAGCCCUUGGAGCACGAACGGAGCAUAGCACAGGCAACUGAGGACGGCAAAGAUCUCCGACUGUCGUUGACCCGCAGCAGCUGGCGUCGCCGCGCUACACAGACCGACGCAGAGUCACAGCUCGAUACAGCUUCCAGGAGCCAGGAGUCUAUGAGAGACCGGAUUGUCCGCCAUCUGAGCAGGAACACAAGCAGGGACGACAUGGGCGCGAUGCGCAAGCGACUGUCUGCCGCGGGCAUCACAUCGAAAAUCGCCAGCCACUCUAACGAUAUUGCCGGUAUCCACCAGGGCUCCAUAGACGUGUCCUAUCCAGGCCCGACCGCGCCGAGGUUGAGGAAGGUGCCGACGGAGUCAGUAGAUCCUGCGGAUUCGCCUGACGACAGCUCCAGCACCGACGAAAAACGAGACGCAAACCGAUGA